Messenger RNA from Cucumis sativus (cucumber), 1052 nucleotides. RefSeq names its product nigrin b. Bases 1 to 867 code for a protein of 288 amino acids. NCBI's taxonomy places the organism in Eukaryota, Viridiplantae, Streptophyta, Magnoliopsida, Cucurbitales, Cucurbitaceae. The transcript has a single exon. The record is from RefSeq and is a predicted model, not a curated record.
AUGAAAGAAAUUGUGUUGAGCAUUGUUGUAGCCUUCUCUCUCACCACCCAUCUUGCCAUGGCAGUGCCCUCCGACUAUGGAUAUCAAGUCGUCCCUGGAGCCACACAUCUUGUGGGUCGAGAUGGAUUGUGUUUGGAGAUGUCUCCAUGGUUUUACAAAGGUAGUAAUUUUCCAACUCGAUUAUCACCCUGCAACGAACAAAAGAAACAAACUCAGUUAUGGACUGUUCUCCAAGAUGAAACGAUUCGACCAAUGAAUGAUAGAUAUUGCUUGGUUUCUUACGUCUCUGUUAACUUCAUAACCAAUGUGGUAGUAAGCGAGUGUGCUAAAGAGCCACAUUCUAAUAAGAAAUGGAUCCAUAAGGAGGACAGAACCAUAGUCCAUGUUGGGUCAGGAAUGGUUCUAACAGGAAAUUCAAACUAUGUGACAGUACAAAGGAACAAAAAUGCACCAUCACAAAGCUGGGAAGCAACAAAAAGUUUAACCCCAAUGGUUGCAAACAUAAAAUGGCUUGAAAACUUGUGUUUGCAAUCGACGAAAGAUUCGAAUUAUGUACAGUUGGAUGGAUGUAAUAGUGAAAAUAAGAGCCAACAUUGGUCAUUGUAUGGAGAUGGAACCAUUAGAAAACAUGUGAAUAGAAACUAUUGCUUGACUUCUGAACAAGAUUUUGGUCGUUUUGUAGCUGUGUCUAAAUGUGAAGACAAACCACAACAACGUUGGGGUCUUGGUGCUGAAGACAAUACAAUUAACCAUCCCAAUACUGACAUGGUCAUGGAUGUGCUUAGUGUGCCUUUUGAUGAUCUUCCAUUAGCGGUCGUUACAAACCACCGUGAUGGAACUGCUACCCAACGAUGGAUUAUUUACUAAUUAAUCAUAUAAAUAAGAAGCUAAGGGAUAUGUGAAUAAGCACAAACUAAUGCACGCAAAUGUCUUUUGAACUUGUUAACUUUCUUCAGUGCUUACUCUAUAAGCACCAAUAAAUAUAGAUCAUAUGAAGUGUUGAUUUAUGUGUAUAAUUCUCUCUUGAUCAAGAUAUUUCUUUCCUUGAAAAA